Myripristis murdjan (pinecone soldierfish) is the source of this 3117-nucleotide messenger RNA. Its product is annotated as torsin-1A-interacting protein 2-like. Gene Ontology annotation, cellular component: membrane. Gene Ontology annotation, biological process: membrane organization. The transcript is spliced from 8 exons. The record is from RefSeq and is a predicted model, not a curated record. Bases 180 to 1760 code for a protein of 526 amino acids. Gene Ontology annotation, molecular function: ATPase activator activity. Lineage: Eukaryota; Metazoa; Chordata; Actinopteri; Holocentriformes; Holocentridae.
CGGAGCUGUGGGAGGUGGUACGUGUUUCCGGGCUCAAACGGCGUCCUGUCACAAAAUAUUUCCCCUAACAGUUACAGGGAAGUGUGUGUCUGGUGUCUUGUUGUAAAGACGAUGCUUCGGCGGAACAUUUAGUUAAUAUUAUUUUUUUUGGUCGCAGUUUAGGCGCUUUAUAGUCACAAAUGGAGGUGGAUGUUUCCGGCGAGCACGCGGCUCGCCCCACGCGGCGCUCAACAAGGAAGUCGGCAGCUAAAGAGCCGCAACCAUUUUCUUCCUCCUCAGCGCUGAAUGUGGAGCUGACACCGAGGGGACCUCUAAAGAGAACGAGACGGCGGGCAGAGAACCAAGUCCCACCUGCAGCGGUCAACGGCUCCAAAGAUGAGGAGAACGCCUCAGAGGAUGAAGACUCUCCCAGCAAGAAGAGUCGACUGGAGACUGAAGGGGAGGUGGCUGACAACGGCAUCGACGAAAAUGAGAUGGAAGUCCAGGAAGCGGAUGAAAAUCUGGAGAAAAAUGAAGAUCAGGAGAUGAUUUCAGAAGAGGCUCCUUCUCAAAAUACUCAUCAGCAGAAGCCGUGCCCAGGCCCGUGUGGCGACAAAGUUCCCCGUGUGAUGUUGGAGCGCUAUCCACCCGUUCACGCUGAGGAUCAGGACACAAACUGGACGAGACCCCAGAGAGUUCAGCCAUCACGGAAAGAGCAAGUAGCCUCCAACAAGUCAGCUCCUCAGCUCAAACAGCCCGAGAACAGGCAUGUGGCAGCGAAACCCAUCAUCACCAGUGCGGCACAAUACAACCCCAGGAUCCCGUAUAGUGCAGUUAUUCACAGGCCGAACCGUGUCUUAAGGCCAUGUCCCCUCACUGAGGUCACAUACACAACAAAGCAUGUGACUGAUGUUCCUAUACAGAAGCAAAGUCUUCAGCAGAGACGACAAGCAGGGAAAAAGACGUCUGCUGUUAUCAAGGGAAGUUCUGGUUUUUCUUCUGGAGGACGCAUGCGCUACCUGUGGGGAUUACUGCUCCUGGUGUUGCUCAGCUCUGCCGUUCUUCUGGCGUACAAGAACGUCCCUGCAUUCCAGAGGCAGAGUGGUGCCGGGUUUUCAUCUCGGUCUGUGAAGCCAGGAGUGUUGGCAGCUCAGUUAUCUAUUCUGGAGACUCAGUUCCCCAGCCAGCGCCCUGAGCUGUGGAAGAGGAGCAGGAUCCACCUGGAGAAGCACCUCCAGACGGCGCAGCCCACAGAGCCAGUCAGCCUGAUCCUGACUGCUGGCACUAAAGCUGAGGGGACGCUGCGCUGCCUGGCUCAAGCCCUGGCUUCCGCUUUCUCUGCCGCCCUCAACUCCUCUGUCCUCCACAUCGACGGAGCCAGUAAAGCCAACCAGGACAGCGACCAGGUCAAGCUGGACAUCGACAGCCAGCUGCGGGCAGCUUUCGAAGGCGACAAGCCCGUGGCCGUCGUGCACCGCUUUGACGAGCUGCCUCCAGCCUCCACACUCAUCUUCUAUCGCUACUGCGACCAUGAGAACGCUGCCUACAAGCAGGUCUUCCUGGCCUUUACUGUACUGCUGCCACAGGAAGACGUGGAGGGGAGUCUACGUGAUGUGGAGGAGAAGGUGCUCGACUAUGUCCAGAGUAAGUUUGUUAGCCCCUCCAACCAGACUGGAUUCAACAGGAUGGACCUUGACAAGUUCGGAGGACUGUGGAGCCGCAUUUCCCACCUCAUCUUGCCUGUCACCACUGAGAGUGAAGUAGAGUAUAAGGGAUGCUGAUGAACUGAAGCGGCAUCCCACAGGAAGUCAGGUUAUGUGUUGGGACCAGCCUUGUCUGUUCUGACACUGUGAAGGAGCUCUGGAGCAAAGGGUGAGCUACAAUUCUCCCUUCUUUGUCAUAAACUUCACACACAGACUUGGUGUUGAAAUUUGAAAUUUGACGGGUUGCGUGUCCCCCUCUGAGGAUACAGUAUGCUCAUGAAUCCAGUGUUCAGAUUCAGUCCAGCUGCUUCUGGUUUCACGGCGGCAAAACUUGGAUCAACAGAACAAAUGUCAGGACUAAUAUUGAGGACAGAUGAAGUCGUUUCACUUCAUUUAGUUUCAGAGUUUCCUUAGAUUUUGUGUUUAUAUUAUGCAUUGAACCUGUUUAUUUGUUCAUUUUUGUCCAUUGCAUUGUACCGAUUUACAAAUUGGAAGCACCAUGCUCAGCAGCACUUCACAUCUCAACUAUAGCAAUUACCCAGACCUGGAUGACACUGGUACCUCGUUUAAUUUUCUGUAAACUGCUCCAUUUAAGAUGAAAAUCCAUGUUUGCUGUUAUUCAGUAUCAAAUCUCCGAGAUGACUGUAACUGAUGUUCUGUAUAUUUCUGUUCACGUGUCCCCAUGAAGAUGUCUAAGGUGUUGUUUCAUUCCCUUUUCUAUGUACACAGUUGGAUUGGUUUGCACUAAAAUUCUACUGACAUUUGCUUUAAUUAUCUAGCUUCUCGAGGGAUUCUUAUUCUUGAUGGUGGGAAUAAGUAUUUUCUGAUCCUUCAUUUGGUUUGUAUCUGUGUAUUUGUAAUAUGAAAUCAUUUCCUGCAUUGAAAUGUUUUUAGACAGCUGUAUAUAUUGAAUAUAAAAAAAACAAAAAAAGUUUACUUCUCUGUACCUGUUUUCAAGGAACCACUGAAAUUAAUUUUCAGUUUGGCUUUUGAUAAUGAAAGUCUUUUUUUAAUAUGUAUUGUUAAGAAAUAUAUAUAGUUUCUCACAAAGUGAAUGUGAAUUUGAAAACGGAUGCUUUGGCUAAAAACAAGUCAGCAAGUCACAAAUUGUGCCUUAUGUAUUACACACUUGUGAUAAAGAUGAAUCGCUGAGUAAUUUUACCGAUUAAUCCUUAGCUCUCGGCAACAUUCAGAGGCAAAACAAGGUUUCUUGUUGGGCUGAUGGAUCACAUUCAUAUUUAAAUUUGGGCUAUAAAAUAGCUUCAAUAUAUAUAGCAUCAUUUCUUAGUUUCCACCAUUUUGAUCUGUUUCUUUUCAUUCCUCUCAUAUUAUCAUUUUAAGAUGAAGUUUAUUUUGGUUAUAUGAAUAUCUGUGUGUAAUUUCAAUAAAGUUUAUUUUGUUAGCUUGAACACAAGUUUUUAUAACCCCGGGCUGC